Messenger RNA from Poeciliopsis prolifica (blackstripe livebearer), 1863 nucleotides. RefSeq names its product ELOVL fatty acid elongase 8b (gene elovl8b). The record is from RefSeq and is a predicted model, not a curated record. Gene Ontology annotation, cellular component: endoplasmic reticulum membrane. Gene Ontology annotation, molecular function: fatty acid elongase activity. The transcript is spliced from 8 exons. Bases 95 to 886 code for a protein of 263 amino acids. Gene Ontology annotation, biological process: very long-chain fatty acid biosynthetic process; fatty acid elongation, saturated fatty acid; fatty acid elongation, monounsaturated fatty acid. NCBI's taxonomy places the organism in Eukaryota, Metazoa, Chordata, Actinopteri, Cyprinodontiformes, Poeciliidae.
AUCUUCCCCGGUCAUUACACAAAAACCUGGAGCAGCGUCCAAAGGUUGUCGCGCGCUGUCAUCAAGGGGCGAUAAUUAAAACCCGGUUUGAGAAAUGGAUUCAGCACGGGACCGUGUCCUCUCUGAGUACCGGCGGAUUGUGGAGAAUGGAGACAGGAGGACGGAUCCGUGGCCGCUGGUGUACUCUCCCGUCCCGGUGACUCUCAUCGUUCUGGGUUACCUCUGUGUGGUCUGGGCCGGUUCUCGUCUGAUGAAAAACCGGAAGCCUUUUGAGCUCAAAAUAGUCCUCAUCGUUUAUAACUUCGGCAUGGUUGGCUUCUCUGCAUACAUGUUCCACGAGUUCCUGGUCACAUCGUGGCUCUCAAACUACAGCCUGCUCUGUCAGCCAGUGGAUUACAGCAAUAGACCACUGGCCUUGAGGAUGGCCAGGGUUUGUUGGUGGUUUUUCUUUUCUAAGAUCAUAGAGCUCCUUGACACGCUCUUCUUCAUCUUGAGGAAGAAGAAUAGUCAGCUGUCCUUCCUUCAUGUUUAUCAUCAUGGCAGCAUGAUCUUAAACUGGUGGGCAGGAGUGAAGUAUGUGGCUGGAGGACAAUCUUUCUUCAUCGGCCUUGUCAACACCUUCGUCCACAUCAUCAUGUACACUUAUUACGGCCUGUCUGCGUUCGGUCCUAACAUGCAGAAGCACCUUUGGUGGAAGAAAUACCUCACUAUGCUGCAGCUGCUGCAGUUCCUGCUCUUCUUCCUUCACACCGGCUACAACCUGAUCACUGAGUGCGACUUUCCAGACUCUAUGAACAUAGUGGUGUUUGCUUAUGUUCUUACCCUCAUAAUGCUCUUUUGUAACUUCUACUAUAAGCAGUACCUGCUCAAGAAAAAGCGGAAAUGAGGCAACAUCAAACUCUUUAUUUUUUGGGGGGGGAAGCUACGUCAUUACCCAGAAUCGCCAGUAGACAUGUGUCUUCUGCAGUAUUAUCCUGUCCACUAGAGGGCACAACCAGCUCACAAGUCUUGAGGAGUUUUUUUUUUUCUGAACAGACUCAUAAACAAUGUGAACUGUUUCAGUCUGUGUGAUUUUAUUUUCUUAAAUGACACUCAAAUGGUUGUUGUAAACAAACUGUACAUUUUAUACACAUAAUAACAAUAUUAUUAAUAAUGAUAAUCAUUAUAAUUGGAGGCCUGGUUGUCUCUGCAGUAUUACAGGACUAUUGAGCCAGAAACCACCAUCCAAAAUAAAUUCAAACACAGGAAGAAAACAUUUAACACUUACAGAAAUGCAACUUUUUUUUGUCACUGAUAAAAACAUCACAGCAAAAUGAUAUAUUUUACACUUCAGUCCACAAAUAGUGGAAGCUGUAGAUUAAAGAGAAAAAUGUGGUUCAAAUGGUGAACAACACAUCUCAUGUUAUUUGAAAUUCAAACUAUGAACUGAAGACAGUCUGGUUCUGCUGUAAUUAAUUUCAGUAAAGGAUGAGAACUUUGCUCAAAUACAUUUCCAGAACAUGACGUGAAAAACUGUCUAUGUAAACAUUGCAGAUUUAAAAUUUCUGCCUUGAGUUGUGAGAUCUAUUCAUCAUAUCUGUUCACUUCAAUUUUGCUGAUGCCGCCGAAUUAGAGAUGGGGCACGGGAGAAGAAAUAUGUGCAUUUUAUUUUGCUAGACAUUGUCAAGUUUUCUGCCUGGUAACAAUAAACUGGCUGAAAUCAAACCUCAGGUAUAUCCUGAUCUAAAGUGACCUCUUUUCCAAUUGGAAAAAAUUAUCUGCCGAUAUUUCACUUAAACUGGCUUUUCAAAUUACAAUUUGUCAGAUGGGAUGUUUCUCCAUAAUUUUAUACAUGUUUUUUUUUUUAUCAUGUAAAUCAUUCCA